Molecule: messenger RNA, 5096 nt
Organism: Columba livia (rock pigeon)
Lineage: Eukaryota; Metazoa; Chordata; Aves; Columbiformes; Columbidae
Gene: CD8B
Product: CD8 subunit beta
Exons: 5
Coding region: 915-1778 (287 amino acids)
Biological process (GO): regulation of immune response
Cellular component (GO): cell surface
Molecular function (GO): coreceptor activity; MHC class I protein binding
Source: RefSeq, a predicted model, not a curated record
GGGGGAUGUGUCAGAGCAGCAUGGAAAAAUCUGGUACAAAAUGGACCCAAAAAUUGCACAGCACAAGAUGCAAAAUCGUUUUUCCUGUUCCUCCACCAACUCAGACCCCAGGGGAGGUUUUGUGGUGCCCCCACAUGAGACCCCCCCAGGGAUUUUCCCCCUCACUAGGGAGCCAGCCCUGGGGAGAUGCUGAGGCUUUGUAAAGACCGCAAGCAUCGACAGAAAUAGGGCAUAAAAGAAACACAAACCCCUCUUGGCAGCCAAGGGGGCAGUGAAUUUUAAAAAUUAAUAAAUAACUUACUUCUUUUUUCCCAAACAUGGAAAUAUUGAAGCUUCUGACACCAGUUCACCCCUGUAAUUUCACAUCACAUAUUUCACUCUUCAAAUCCUAAACCCCAAGUGUUUCAAAUCUCUUAUUCUCAAAGGCGUUUCAAAACCACUCUGGUAUUUUAUCUAUCAUUUUGAUAUUUCUGGGUAUGAGCUGUGCAGUGCUGCAGCUACCAAAGCACCGAGGUGGGGAGCACCAGCAGAAUUUCCUUAUUUUUGUGGUUUUUCAGCCACUAAAUUUGUUUGAGGUUUCUUGCUCUUGGCUUCAAAGCUUUCUGUGAUGCCUCACGCCUCUUCUUUAUGGUGAGCUCAUUUGGAGUUCAGCAUUUUCCAGGCCCGGAGAAAAACACCUCCUGCUAAUGAUUCUGCCAAAGAACCUAAUCCCACAGCUCAAAUUGCACCUUCUCCUUAUUUUGAAUGCAUUUUGAUUUCAACAGAGGAGAAAACAGCCAAAACUCAUCCUUUCCUGCUUUUAUUUUUCACGCCAAGCUCCUACGUUUCUGGUUUUUUUUAAUUGCACGGAGCUAGAUUAAAAGAAGGAAGAAAAGCGAGGUGGUGAGAUAUGAAGAAAUCAUUAUUAAAGAUCAAUGAGUUUUGGGGGUUUAGUUCCUAAAGGGGAUUUUGGGGGAUCCAGUGUGGGGCUGCUGCCUUGGUGCACACCUGGUUUGAGGGCUCGGCGCAGAAGAAGCUGCCGCGGCAGAUGUUCUUCAGCAGCUGUUGGUGAGACAUCUGCAUGGAGACAGGGAAGAACCUCCUGGGGUGAAGCCAACCCCACCACCACACGUGGAAAGGGAGAUCUGGACCAAAACCCCUCUAUUGUUGAUUCCAUGGCCCAGCUUUGGCUCCAUCUCUGCAUCUGCUUCCAGAUCCCAGGUUUCUGUACAAAUCUACUUUUAUCCCAGACUCCUGGGCAUAUUUUAGCCCAAACUAACAAUAAAACAGAAAUCCGCUGUGAACUGAAGAAGGAGCACACGGGUGUGUACUGGUACCGCUGGAGCCAGGAGAGGCAAAAUUUUGAGUUCUUGGUGUUUUCCAACCCGUUGGGCAAAGCCACAUAUGGCACAAACAUCAGCCAAGACAAAUUUAGUGUCCAAGGGGCGAGUUCCCACAGCUCGUACAGCCUGCGCAUCAGCCAGCUCCGUGACUCGGACAAUGGCACCUACUACUGCUCCAUCUCCCAGUCCUUCCAACUCCUCCUGGGCAGUGGGACACAUCUCGGUGUGGUUGAUGUUUUGCCUCUUCCUCCGAAGACCACUGAGGCACCACUCUCCACAAAGCCUGUGCGAAGAGUAACCAAAAGCAAAGCUGUCAGCAAGAAAGGUGCCUGCAGCCCCCUUGUCUGGGUCCCCCUGGCCACCAGUGUCCUGGUCCUCCUGCUGAGCCUGGUCCCCACUGCGUACCGCCUCUACCGUUUGCGACGGAGAUUGUGGCUUCGCAUCCACAGGCAGUAAAUUCCAGCAGCUCCCCCUGCCUUGGGCGUGCAGGGAGAAGCCACGGACCCUCCCCUGCACAGUGCUGAGCCCGGCCUGGAUGUGACCCGGGAAGGGUGUUACAGGGGGCAGACAGACAUUUCUUUCCUGUGAUGGACCAUGACUUUAACCUUUUUUCUUGACACGAAAGCUGGUAAUUGGACUGGGUUGGAUCCUGCAGCACGUGGAGCAUUUUUCAGAGGGUGCUGAGCAGGGUGAACACCACAGCUGGCUCUGCACCGGGGCUGGUGUACUGAGGGGGCUCAGAUGGGCUGGAAAGAUGCUCUGAGAGCUUCUUGGCUCUCCUCUCCACCCAUGGGACAUCACAAAGGUGCUUUUCCUUUGCUUCUGCUGACACUGGUUGGUAAGACUUUGCUAACAAACACUCUGCAAGCAACCAGCAGACAGCAAGGGUGGGUCACUGUAUAGCUUGCCCUGUACAGGCACGUUCAUUAGAAAUAGUGAAUAUAUUGCUCAGCUGUUUGGCUCUGUAGGCUGGUGUCUCGCAUCUGCACUUGGUGCACAACAUGGCUGAGUGGUGAGCGAGGAGCCACGGCUUCUGCCCAAGCAAGAGUUACAGCAGAAAAACAGCUUGGGGGGAGCAGGUCUGGGAGAGCAUCUUCUCCCACAGGAGACUGAAAACAUCCAGGAGUGGGAGAGGAAAACCAGACAAAGCCAUACACCCAAGGCCAAACACCUGGAGCAGCCUGAAGGCCAACAACACUGCUUAGAGCAAACAGAGGCAGCCGGGACCUGGCCCUGAGCCCAGCAGCUCAGCAGAGCUGUAGAGAAUUGCCCUGAGCAAUGUCUGUGUGCGCUGAGCCCCGAGCGAUGCCAGGAGCAGGGUAGGUCUCCCCAGGGAUGUUCAUAGAAUCAUAGAAAAGUUUGGGUUGGAAGGGACCUUCAAAGCUCAUCCAGUGCCACCCCUGCCAUGAGCAGGGACAUCUUCACCAGAUCAGGUUGCUCAGAGCCCCGUCCAGCCUGGCCUGGGAUGUCUCCAGGGAUGGUUCAUCCACCACCUCUCUGGCCAGCCUGGGCCAGGGUUUCACCAGCCUCCAUGUCAAAAAUCUCUUCCUCAUGUCUAACCUGAAUCUCCCCUCUUUUAGUUUAAAACCAUCACCCCUUGUCCUAUCACAACAGGCUCUGCUAAAAAGUCUCUUCUCAUUUUUCCCAUCUGCCCCUUUUAAGCACUGAAAGGCCACAAUAAGGUCUCCCCAGAGCCUUCUUCAGCUGAACACCCCAGCUCUCUCAGCCUGUCCUCCCAGCAGAGCUGUUCCAGCCUCAGAUCAUUUCUGUGGCUCCUCUGACCCCUCUCCAACAGGUCCAUGUGUGUCCUGUGCUGAGGACCCCAGAUCUGGACACAGGACUCCAGGUGGGGUCUCAUCAGAGCAGAGCAGAGGGGCAGAAUCACCUCCCUCCACCUGCUGGUCACACUGCUUUUGAUACAGCCCAAGAUACAAUUUACCUUCUGGUCUGCAAGCGCACGUUGCUGGCUCAUGUCCCGUCUUUCAUGCCCCAGUACCCCCAAGUCCUUCUUCACAGAGCCCCUUUCCAUUCCUUCCUCCCCGACCUGUGUUGAUACUGGUGGUCGCUCCAGCCCAGGUGCAAGACCUUGAACAUGGGUUAACAAGGCUCAGCCCCUGUCCAGGACUGCAAGGCUGAUGUGGGGCUGGAAAGUUGGCGCCUUGCUGAGCACAGGCGGUGGGUGCUCACUCUCAGGUGCAUCCCCAGCUCCUCAUCUCUGCCAAAAUACAGGCACCAGAGCAAGGCCAUAUCAGCAGCAGUGAGUGCAAGGGGAAGCUGCUCCAGAUGCCUCCUGUCCCCAGUGUGGGUGGGAAGUCCAGCGGCUAUUUUUACUGCUGGGGAAGCAGCAGGGAUCUCCUGUCCUGCCCAUUGCCUGUGUCCUCACAGCUGCCCACAAGCCAAGAGCUGAUGUGGCUCCAGAGUCCCCAGGGCUGGGACAAAGCAGGCAUGAGAGGAACCUGUGUGGGUGUGAAGCAUCGCAGUGGCACAGCAGCAUCCCUCUGCCCUUACCCUCCUUCCCCUCCCAACCACAGGUCGCUGCUGCUCUCCACUGCAAUAUAAGAUAUUUCUGAAGGACUUGGUCUCAAAUCUGGCCAUGCCUGCUCAUUGAGAUGGAUAUUUCCCCUAAAUGAUGCAGCGAUAAAGCUGCUGUGGACAACGCUGAGCCAAGCUUUCCCAGGCUGGGUUUCCCACCUGACCUGAACAUCCAUCCCUGCCUCCCCUCUCCCACCUCUCGCCCAGCACAGGAGGUGACCUCCCACUGCCCAGCAGCCGGGGACGGGUCUGGGCAGCGAAAGGCUGUGACAGCCCAAUCUCCUCUCCCACAGGAAGGUGAGCAGCCUCGGGGAUAACCCUGCCUGGUCCAUUCCUCCUCCCUCCAUCCCACCCUCACACCAUCCCCACAGUGCGUGUGACCCUCACUGAAACCCCCCUGGGACGACACCAUCUUGCCUUGGUAGACUUCAGCCACCGAUUAUCCCUGCUUCAGUAAAACCUGUUCGAAGGACGGGGAUUUACCCCUUGGCUCUGUGCCCACCUGUGAAUAAUUGUAGCAGGCAGCAAAGAAUCUGCUCAGAUCCUGAAUUCCCCAAUUUGGCUUCAUUGUGUCUUUGUAAACUGGAAAGAACGCAAACAGACAAACAAACAAACCCACACCUCCGCAUCACCUCUCUGCCUGCAAUGAAAACAGGAGAGGACAGCAAGCCAAAGAUGCUACAUGGCCUUUUGAAGCACAGGUUUAGGCAGUUUAGCAAUGGAAACAACCAAAAAAAUGUAGUAAUUCCUGUAAUCAUCCAUAGGAUGUUUUAAGACAGUGAAACUCGAAGAGAUUUUAGCAGCAGGUUUCACAACUGCAAGAGACACCUGUUUCACAGAUUUUUCACAGGGAAAAUAAUGGCAUUUUUUUAUAUAACCCCAAGCACUCAAUCAGCGGUUAAUAAAUGAUGUCGUCUUAAACAACAAAAGGAGACACUACUAAAAACUGAACAGAUACAAAAGGCCUUCGAAUAGGACAAGGGGGUUUUUGCAGAUCUGUGGCUUCAAGUACAAAGUGUUAUCUGUGUUGUGCCCAUCCCAUGAAUCAUCAGGCAAGAAACUGUAAAAGAGGUCAGAAAUAACAUGUUGCAAUAAUCCAUUAUUAUUAUUAUUAUUAUUUCAUACUCUUUUCUAUUAUUUUGUAUUCUCUAUUUAUAUUCUGUAUUCCAUAUAGAAUAUCUUCUGUAUUAUAAAAAAGACUGCAGUUGUUCUGUCAAUAAACAGUGCAUGCAUGUCUUGAAA